AUGUCCCCCAGCCGACCGCGCGACACAGACGACGCAGACUUCGCCCCAGUGCCACUCAACUACGACGAGCUGAACAGGCCCAAGACGGCGUCACAGCGGCGCGAGGUGGUUCGCGUCCUAUGGGAGCGGCAUGUCCUCGCCGACCUGGAUGAGGAGUCGCGCCGCCUUCCCCCGCCGAAGCGGGCACGCACCGGCGUGUCCACGAUCCUGCCUGUACGCUCCGCGUUGCUGCCUCUGCCCUCCAAGCCGCAGCAGUCGAGCGUACGCCGUCCACCACCAAUCCCCGGCCCGCCGCGGCCGCGCAUUCCCUCCAAGUCGCAGCUCCUCGCCGCGCGCGUGCGCACCGUGGGCUCCCGGCCCAUCGCGCACCCCACCGCAGACGUCAACCUCGUCGUCCUCCCCUUCCCGCCCGAUGUAACCGCCGGCCAGCUGCACGGGUACCUCGACACCAAGAUCGGGCGCGUCGUGCACUGCCGUCUGAGUGAUGGCGUGGCGUGUGUCACCCUCGCUGCGAGGGGCAAAGGCGCGAUCGAGGCGUGCCGGAUUUUGAACGACCUCGCGGUGGACGGGUGCCGCCUUAACGCAUUCCCUGUUCACGCUGUGCGCUUCAACAGGCCCGAGGCGAGGCGGCAGUCGUAG
Messenger RNA from Vanrija pseudolonga, 639 nucleotides. RefSeq lists its product as uncharacterized. The transcript is spliced from 3 exons. The coding region runs from base 1 to 639 and encodes 212 amino acids. Lineage: Eukaryota; Fungi; Basidiomycota; Tremellomycetes; Trichosporonales; Trichosporonaceae. The record is from RefSeq and is a predicted model, not a curated record.